Molecule: messenger RNA, 2196 nt
Organism: Debaryomyces fabryi
Lineage: Eukaryota; Fungi; Ascomycota; Pichiomycetes; Serinales; Debaryomycetaceae
Gene: SWI6
Product: transcriptional regulator
Exons: 1
Coding region: 1-2196 (731 amino acids)
Cellular component (GO): MBF transcription complex; SBF transcription complex
Molecular function (GO): protein binding; DNA binding; transcription coactivator activity
Source: RefSeq, a predicted model, not a curated record
AUGGAUUCUCCGUUAAAUGUGGGUGACACCACCACUAAUUCAAUCCAGCAUAUAUUGAGUGAUACACAUCUAAAUACAUCAUGUUCUGCCACGGUCAAUUCGGCCAUUUACUCGGAUGAAAAAGUUAUACAAUUGAACUUAAUUAUUCAGGGAAACGAGAAAGAAGACGGUAAAUCGAAGCAUGAAGAGCCUAUAGUGGUGUUGAGACGUGUACAGGACUCGUACAUUAAUAUUUCCCAACUUUUUUCAAUACUUUUGAAGAUCGGACACUUCAGCGAAGCACAAUUGACGAAUUUCUUGAACAACGAGAUUAUCACCAACACGGAGUAUUUGUCUAGCGGCGGGUCUAAUCCACAAUUUAAUGACUUGCGGGACCAUGAAGUUCAGAAUUUACGAGGGUUGUGGAUUCCCUACGAUAGGGCGGUGUCAUUGGCCUUGAAGUUCGAUAUUUAUGAAUUGGCUAAAAAUUUAUUUUUGAUCGAUGUUCAUGAUUAUGACAAUUUGCCCAAAUUGGCCACGACGAACAAGAGGUCGUUGUACGAGGGGUCAGCUGAUGGUGAAAAAGAUGCUGGCUUAACGGGCUCUCCAAGUAAGAAACAAAAGAUUCAAACCGAUAAACUGACUGGGGAUCAGGCAGAUAUCCAGAGUGUUCUUAAAAAGACAAUCCACGAGAACAAGAACUUCCCUCGCACUUUGCUACCUUUAACAUCUGAUGAAGAAUAUUCUGAGUUGGAGUCUGAAAUUAAACUGAAAUUUAGCGAAAUUUUCAAGAAGGAUAGUACAUCCGAAUUAUCGUAUACUGAUAUUAAAUCCGCCUUUCAGAAUAUCUUACAAAAUAAACAAGAAAAAUUGCGUUUAUUGACAGACAUAUCGUUGGAUCAGCUGGGUAAAACUGCAUUACAUUUCGCUUCUACAUUAGCAUCACUGGACUUAGUUUCAGCAUUCAUAAAAUUGGGAUUAUGUUCACCUAUUAGGGGUACUACAUCCGGAAAGUCUCCAUUGAUAUCUGCCAUUUUGGUUACUAACUCGAUGGAAAGAGGUAAUUUUACAGAAUUAUUGAAUGCUUUGUGGCCCAAUUUAUGGUUAUAUGAUAAUAAAAACUGGUCAUUUCUACAUUACUUAGCUUUUCAAGCUAAUAAGAACUUGGAAUCAAGCAAAUUUUACUUGAGCAAAAUCUUGGAAUGGAUAAUUUCUUAUUCUGGGAAGAAGCAAGAAUUUUUAACCACCCUUUCGAGAGAAUUAAUUAAUUUACAAGAUGAGGAAAGUGGUAACACCUGCUUACAUUUAGCCGCUGAGAGUGAUUCAAGAUGGUUCAUUAAUAUAUUUCUAGAAUUAAAUGCCGAUAUUAAUCUUGUUAACAAGACAGGCGUUAAGCCUGCUGACUUCGAUAUCGUUAAAGAUAUCUUAAUUGAAAGAAAAAAUGGCACAGUUUCUAAGAACGGUACCGAACACGACAAUUAUAUACUAGAACUAGUUCGUACAAGUAUGGAGUUCCUUAGUAAAAGGAUAGAAUUGGGCGUAAACCCAGAAUCUGAGGAGGAAGACUCGAUCAAGGAGGAAGUUGGCAAUCCUAAGAAAUUGGCUGGAGGGAAUUCUUCAUCAAACAAGAUCUUCCAAAGUAUACAAGAUUUAUUAUCAAAUACAAAUCACGAGUACGAUAAUAUAAUUAAGACUAAAAAGAUACAGAUUGACAAUUUAAAUCAAUCGUUGCAUGAUGCAACGAUUGUAACAGCGAACAACAGAUUUGUGACUAAUAAAAUAUCAGACAAAUUAGCAUAUCUAGACAAUUUGAAAUUACAAAUGGCUAAUAUUUCUGAUAAGUUGCAGUUGGCUCAAAAGGAAAUUCCAGCGGAUUUGAAAGUAGAGAAUGAAAAUGAAAAUACAAAAUUUGAUUCUGACGAACCAUUUGUCAUUAAGCCAAUAUAUGAAAAGUUAGUACAAGGAGAAAAUGCUGACGAAAUUAAACCUACUGAUGAAAUAUUGAGUCAGUUACCGCCCUUACCUAUAUUAAAGGCUAGAAUUAAAGCAUAUCAAGAAAUUAAUAAUAAGAUAGAAAGUGAGUUAACCAAUUUAUUAGACUACAGUGAGUUGACCUCCAAGUUCAAGAAAGUGGUUAGUUUCUGUACGGGAGUCGAUAUUAAUGAAGUUGAUGAGUUAUUGGACGGUUUGCUAGAAGCUGUCGAGGGCCAGCAGUAA